Molecule: messenger RNA, 2278 nt
Organism: Ziziphus jujuba (common jujube)
Lineage: Eukaryota; Viridiplantae; Streptophyta; Magnoliopsida; Rosales; Rhamnaceae
Exons: 2
Coding region: 614-1795 (393 amino acids)
Biological process (GO): protein N-linked glycosylation; N-acetylglucosamine metabolic process
Cellular component (GO): membrane
Molecular function (GO): beta-1,4-mannosylglycoprotein 4-beta-N-acetylglucosaminyltransferase activity
Source: RefSeq, a predicted model, not a curated record
ACGGCUAUCUAUUCUUUUUUUUUAAUCUUUGGAUUUGCCUUGUGGCCUCGACAACUGCCAUCCAAUACCAGAGAGGCCACAGCCUUUUUCUUCUACUUAUUAGCUUCUCUCUUUAAUAUUAUUUUUUUAUUUUUUUAUUGAAAAAAAAAAGAAAAUUAAACGGAAUUUCUCUGUUUGUUUUUUUUUUUUGUUUUUUGGGUUUAAUUUUGGAAAUUUUUAUGCUUUGAUCUUUCUUCUAAGAGAGAAAAAGGAGUUUAGACAGUGUUUGGAAAGAGAGGAAAAAAAAAAAAAAAGGAAAAAAAAAACGGCAUUUUUUUUUUUGGGUGUGAUUUUGAUUUGUAAGAAACUGAAUCUGAGAAGUUUCCCGAUUCUGUCAAACUGGUUGGUUUCUCAAGCGGAGGGAUUUGUUCGUACAGUUGAAAAGUGGUUGGAGGGACAUUCGAGUGGAUUUCAUCUCUCUGCUGUAUUUAAUUUUCUCGCCGAGACCCAAAAAAAAAAAAGAAAAAAAAAAAAAGAGAAAAGGAAAAAGGGCUUUUUGGUUAGGUUUCGCUGAGCAUCGGAGUUGAAAAAGUUUUGUUUGUUGGGUUGUGUAAAAGAGAGAGAGAGGAACAGAAUGUGGUGGAUGAUGGGUGAAGGAGGAGGACAUUACUGUUCAAAGAAGACCGAUGAUAUAUGCGGCGAUGUUUGUGGCCAGGAAUCAAGCAGAGUAUUGAGCAUGUCAAGAAUCCGCUGCAUUCUACGUGGCUUGGACAUUAAAACCUACAUCUUUCUUUUCGCACUUAUCCCAACAUGUGUCUUUUUCAUUUAUGUGCAUGGACAGAAGAUCUCAUACUUCCUGAGGCCCCUGUGGGAAGCACCACCAAAACCUUUUCAUGAUAUCCCCCACUAUUAUCAUGAGAAUGUGUCAAUGGAGAACCUCUGCAAACUUCAUGGAUGGGGAAUGCGGGAGUUCCCAAGGCGUGUUUAUGAUGCAGUAUUGUUUAGUAAUGAACUGGACAUCCUUACCAUACGGUGGAAAGAGUUGUAUCCCUAUGUAACACAGUUUGUCCUCCUUGAGUCAAAUUCAACGUUCACUGGGUUACCAAAGCCGUUGGUUUUUGCCAGUAAUCGUGAUCAAUUCAAGUUUGUUGAGCCUCGAUUGACUUAUGGGAAUAUUGGAGGACGUUUUAAGAAAGGGGAGAACCCAUUCAUUGAGGAGGCAAUUCAGCGAGUGGCGUUGGAUCAGCUUCUCAAGAUAGCAGGUAUUUCUGACGAUGACUUGUUGAUAAUGUCUGAUGUUGAUGAGAUCCCAAGCAGGCAUACUAUUAAUCUGUUGAGGUGGUGUGAUGAUAUACCUCCAAUCCUUCAUCUCCAGUUGAAGAAUUAUCUAUACUCCUUUGAGUUUCUUGUGGAUAAUAACAGCUGGAGAGCAUCGGUUCAUAGGUAUCAGAAGGGAAAGACAAGGUAUGCACAUUAUCGCCAGACAGAUGACAUCCUAGCAGAUGCAGGAUGGCAUUGUAGCUUUUGCUUCCGGCGUAUUGAGGAGUUCAUAUUCAAGAUGAAAGCAUACAGCCAUUUUGAUAGAGUUCGGUUUUCUCAUUAUCUAAAUGCUGAUAGAGUUCAGAGAGUAAUCUGCAAGGGGGCAGAUUUAUUUGAUAUGCUUCCAGAAGAGUACACUUUCAAGGAAAUAAUUGGGAAAAUGGGACCUAUUCCUCAUUCCUUCUCAGCUGUUCAUCUUCCAUCAUAUCUUUUGGAGAAGGCGGAGAAGUAUAAAUUUCUAUUGCCUGGUAACUGCAAAAGAGAGAAGAGUGGCUGAUUGCUUAUUCUCAUUAAUAAAAGUCUGUGCAUCUCUGUAAAGGCUAGUUUGAACGUACAGCUUGGUGUGACUCGUCAUGAAGGAUACAACUGAAUAUUUGAUGACCGUGGUGUAUCACUUACAUAGCUGCAGCAUAUGUUCCGCUAAAUUAAUAUCAUUCUUUGGGGAGUUGACAAAUUCUCGGAUUCUUAGGAUAUGAGGUUUGUGUACAUAGCUUUUUCUCUGGGGUUGAGUUGAUAAAUAGGGGGGGAGAGUAUGUCUACUCAUCGAGUGGGAGAUUACUGUACUAGGAACCGUUGAGCGUGUUUGUUUAUCGCUUUAGAGUUGGUAUUUGCAUGAUUCCCCUGAUAAUAGCCCAAAGAGAGUAUUAACAAUCCUGCAUCCCUUGGUGGGAAAUUUUGUUUGAGACAAAUUCUUCCUUAUAUCUUUGUUUAAUUUCUUGAUUUGUUCCAUUUGAUUGCUUAAAUAGAUCGUUUUUACUUA